AUGCUCGAAUCCGUCCGGCAUGCCCUCCGUAUGUUCCGCUACUCGCGGUUCCUCCUCAAAUCCGUCUUUAACACCUUUAUACGGCCUCCACUACUCGUAUUUCUAAUCUCUAGGACACAAAUAUUGGCACUUCCAUCUAAUUAUGCUCUCUCCGGCCUUGUCUACGUGCUCUCGAUCCCGUUCUCGGAAAUCGUCUUGACCGUAUUAUCGUCGAGGAGGAAGAGUAGAGACCGCAAGAGACUCGGAGCACUCCCAGUGCCAAAAGUCAGAGGCAGGCGUCUGGGAAACAUUGACGUCCUCAGCGCCUUGAUUGCUGCAGAGAACUCGGAGUACCCCGGAGAUAUUUUCCUGCAAUGGGCGAAGGAAUAUGGACCGACAUUCGACAUGAACAUUCUCUGGGCUUCUCAGAUUGUGACUGUCGACCCAGAGAAUGUGCGCUACGUGCUCUCCACGGCCUUCACUUCAUUUGAGAAAAGUGAAAAGCUUCGUGACAUGUUCGAGAGCUUCUGGGGCAACGGCAUCUUCACAACGGACGGCGAAACUUGGAAACGGCAUCGCGCGAAUGCCCGGCCCUUCUUUGCUCAGGAGCGUCUCGCAGACUUUACGCCUUUCGAAAAGCAUAUGAAUAAGAUGUUGGAUAUUCUGGAUAAGCUCACAACGGACGGCGAGCCGUGUGACAUUCAGGGUCUAUUCGCAAGGUAUACACUCGACACGGCAACAGAGUUUCUGUUUGGCGUUUCGACAGAGUGCCUGGACGGUUUUCUUGAACACGAUCCAGAUGCGCCUUAUGAGCGCUUUAUGGGUGCAUUCAACGAACUCGCCGCCCUCGGAGCCACGAGGAUCAGAAUUGGCUCAACUUGGCCAUUAUUCGAGCUCAGUGGCGAUAAAGCGGUCAAACCAACUCGGAUUAUCGAUGCCUUUGUCGAGCCAAUUAUCCGCAACGCGCUGAGACAAGUAAGGGAUAGCGAUGCAAUGGACUCUAACUUUCUCGAACACCUUGCAAGAGUCACCAAAGACAGCAAAAUGGUUCGAGACGAGUCUCUCAAUAUCCUAUUUGCUGCUCGGGACACAACUUCGUCCCUCUUGACAUCUGUUGCAUAUCUUCUCAUGGAGAAUCCGGACGUCGAGAAGAAGAUGCGCCAGGAAGUAUUAGACAUAUGCGGACCUGAUCGUACCCCAAGUAUUGCGGAUAUUAGGAAGAUGAAGUAUAUCGAGGCAGUACUAGACGAGACCUUGCGUCUCUUCCCGCCUGUUCCGUACAACAUCAGACGCAGUAUCGACUCCUCUGCACUUCCUUCACCAAUGUCCAAACUUGGACAACCGCUGUACAUGCCGCCGCGCAGCUCCAUCACAUAUGCUCCUAUUCUCAUUCACCGCGAUCCUGCGUUUUGGGGAGAAGACGCCCACGAGUUUAGACCAGAGAGAUGGCAGAGAGGUUCUGCCCCUAUGUCGCAUGCAAACGCAUGCAUGCCAUUCAAUAUGGGACCAAGAAUCUGCCUUGGUCAACAACUAGCAUAUAUCCAAGCCACCUACGUAUGGGCGCGACUUUUACAGCGCCAUGCUCGAUUUGAGAGGGCCAAAGAUGCACAACCCCCUGAAUCGCUUCCUCCAACCAAAGAAUGGAUCUCACAAGGACGCACAGGGAGACAUACUUUCGAGACGAUCUGGCCACAUGCAACCGUCGUUCUUAGCGUCAAGGGAGGACUCUGGGUGCGUUCUGUUCCGUUUUUGUUCCACGAACACUAG
Serendipita indica DSM 11827 is the source of this 1746-nucleotide messenger RNA. Lineage: Eukaryota; Fungi; Basidiomycota; Agaricomycetes; Sebacinales; Serendipitaceae. The record is from the annotation of a GenBank genome assembly.